CUGAUAAAGAACAUGCUUUGAUUUAUUGAUUAGUCUUACUUAAUUUGCUAUGCUUUGUCUAAAUUAUGCUUUGUCAGUUUCGUUUUUCAUUGCUUAACAACAUUGGGUCGACACCCGGCCCGAACUGGGUUAGCCUGUGACCCGCUAGUGCAUGAAAAACGGAACUGCAACCCUACACGUGAAGGUUCGGAUUGGGUCACGAGUUUCCUUAACAUUUUCUCGGUUUUUAGCAUCACCCCGCCCGACCCGACCCGACCCGACCAGUGACCCAGGAAUGCAACAAAAACUUGACCCAUGACCCGAGUCUUUUGCUCAUUUUGAGCUUCAUAAACUUUGGUUUGAAAGAGGCGGGCUCAUGACCGAGAUCAAAUUACUUGAUAAAAGAGUUGUUUUGGCACCACUAACAAGACAGGUCUUUUGGCAAUGUCCCUCAACCAAAGGAGGCCUACUCAUUUCUGAAGCAACCGUAAUUUCAGAAACUGCCCGAGGAUAAUUCUAUUUCUAUUACCAUUUUCGAUAAGUUUUAAUUUGUGACCAAAUAAUCCGUCUUUCAUUACAUGGUUACUUAUUUUAGCACUGAGUAUAGAGACACAAGGUUUCUUUAUACUCAGAAGGAUAUAUGAACCUGUGUGUUUGAUAUGAUUAAACAUUGAGAUGGAAGUAGUAGGCGUAGUAGUUUCUUGAUUACAGAUGGUGUCUUUUUUCAGCUAUCCAGACACACCGGGUAUAUGGACGAAGGAACAGGUUGAGGCCUGGAAGCCAAUCGUGGAUGCUGUUCAUGCUAAAGGCGGAAUUUUUUUCUGUCAAAUUUGGCAUGUUGGGAGGGUUUCAAAUACAGGAUUUCAGCCAAAUGGGCAAGCCCCUGUAUCUUCCUCAGAUAAAGAACUAAUGCCUCAAGUACGAAGCAAUGGCAUUGAUGUUGCACAAUUCUCACCUCCAAGAAAGCUAAGUACAGAGGAGGUUCCUGAUAUUGUUAAUGAUUUCAGAAUUGCUGCAAGAAAUGCAAUCGAAGCUGGUUUUGAUGGAGUUGAGAUCCAUGGCGCUCAUGGAUACGUUGACCAAUUUAUGAAAGACCAAAUAAAUGACAGAACCGACAAGUAUGGUGGCUCUCUAGAAAACCGUUGCAGAUUUGCUCUAGAAAUUGUUGAAGCCAUUGUAAAUGAAAUAGGAGCUGACAAAGUCGGGAUAAGAUUAUCCCCAUUCGCGAACUAUAUGCAGUCAGGUGACUCAGAUCCAAAUGCUUUAGCGCUUUACAUGGCUAAAUCUUUGGAUGCAUAUAAGAUUGCAUAUUGUCAUGUGGUUGAACCAAGAAUGAAAUCUGUUGGUGAAAAAGCUGAAUGCCCAGAUAGUCUUGUGCCAAUGAGAAAAGCAUUUAAAGGUACUUUUAUUUCUGCUGGAGGCUUUGAUAUAGAAGAUGGUAACAAGGCUGUGGCUGAAAACCGAACGGAUCUUGUUGCUUAUGGUCGUUUGUUUUUGGCAAAUCCAGAUUUGCCAAAAAGAUUUGAGCUUAACGCCCCACUUAAUAAGUACAAUAGGGAGACGUUUUAUACCCCUGAUCCGGUUAUUGGGUACACUGACUAUCCUUUUCUCGAAACCACAGUUUGAAUCUGUUAAAAUUUGACAAAACUCAUCAUAAGUUGGAAGCUUCAAAUUUCUUGUAAAACAUUUGGUCAAAUACCAUAUAGAGUAAUACAAUGGAUUAUGUUCAACCACUUCAACAGAAUCUUGUCUCCAAAUCUGA
This is a messenger RNA of Erigeron canadensis, 1741 nucleotides long. Its product is annotated as 12-oxophytodienoate reductase 1-like. The record is from RefSeq and is a predicted model, not a curated record. Gene Ontology annotation, molecular function: oxidoreductase activity; FMN binding. NCBI's taxonomy places the organism in Eukaryota, Viridiplantae, Streptophyta, Magnoliopsida, Asterales, Asteraceae.